Molecule: messenger RNA, 1282 nt
Organism: Peromyscus maniculatus bairdii (prairie deer mouse)
Lineage: Eukaryota; Metazoa; Chordata; Mammalia; Rodentia; Cricetidae
Gene: Cenpp
Product: centromere protein P
Biological process (GO): CENP-A containing chromatin assembly
Cellular component (GO): chromosome, centromeric region; nucleus
Source: RefSeq, a predicted model, not a curated record
ACUCUCGGGAGAGUCGGGAGUGUCUAGACCCCCGGCGCGACGUUCCGAGGGACGGACGGCUCUAGAACGUGGUUUGAGGGUGGGGCGGACGCGUGUCGCCGAGCAGCCUCUCCCCCGCGAGCUCGCGAGUGGUCCGCGCCGGGAGCGCGCGCGCCGCUUGAAACGCGGGGCGAGCAGGGCGCUGUGACAGCUGUGGGCCGCAGCUCCUGCCGCAGUGCUGGGCGCGAGGUGCCAUGGAUCCCGAGACCCGCGAACUGCGCGCCCUGGAGGCGGAGGUGGCGGCGCUGCGGCGGGAGUGCAGUAUGCUGCGGAAGCCCUGGGAGGAGACGUCGGGAGCCCGAAAAUCACUUCAAAAAUUUCCCCAGUCAGAUUCUGAGGGAUGGGAAUCCUUGAAAGACCUGAAAAGUCAGCUUGGACAUUUAAAAUCUGAACUUUCAUUUCUAAGUCAACUUACUGGCAUCAAUAUAAGAAAUUAUUCCAAGAUUGAGGACAUUACAAACACUGAAGUGACGGAAAAGGAUACAAAGAAAGUUCUACGGAGACACAGAUUAUCAGGAAAUUGCAACAUGGUUACAUUUCAACUGGAAUUUCAGGUUCUGGAAAUUGAGACUAAAGAGAAAUUAUCUUCUAUUAUAACUGACCUCAGCAUAAUAAUGGAACCAACAGAAUAUUCAGAAUUAAGUGAAUUUGCAUCUAGAGCAGAAGAGAAAAGAGAUUUGCUCAUGUUUUUUCGAAGUCUACGUUUUUUUGUGGAGUUGUAUGAAUAUCGUAAGAACACAUUUAAUCAUUUUAAGGAGAAGUACCCAGAGAGCGUGUACCUCUCAGAGGGCACCUGUUCCCACUGCAUGGAGAUCCGCAGUGCCAGACAGCCAGGGUUUGAACUGGUGAUUGUUUGGAGGAUACAAAUAGAUGAGGAAGGGAAGGUUUUCCCGAAGCUGGAUCUUCUCACCAAAGUCCCAGAGAGAGCCCUGGAGCUGGACAAGAACAGGGUCAUAGAAACUGCUCCUCUGAGUUUCCGAAGCCUGCUAGGAGCACUUGGAAUUGAAGCUGCUCUAGACAGCCUGAUACAAUUGCUUUGUGUGGAAAAUGACUAGUUUCCUGCUGGCAAGCAUAAAGGAAUAAGAUGCUGGGCUGAGGAACAUAUGACUUACGUUGAGUAUGAACAUUUGCUCUUUUCCAACUAGAAACCACAUCCUUUGAACAUGCUUUUGUGUGUACUAGUGGUACAUUACAUAGAACUUCCAUGGCAUAGAAAUAAAGCUUUUCAGAUAUGUUAAAAGCA